AGUACUAAACUUCCCGUUCGAAAAGCGCGCUACUUAAAUGUUGUAAAACGAUCUACAUUCAUAUCUUUUAAAUUAUCAACUCAGCUAAGCAAUUUAUCACAGUGGAUAUUGUAUCAUUUGUAUCAAUUUGAUCUUUCCAGUAAACUGGCAUGUCUCAUGUAACAAACUGUUAUUUGAGAAUAAAUUAUUAUUAUUGUUAUUAUAAUUAUUAUUAUCAUUUGACCAGGUGAAAUUCUAGAAGGGUUGGAAAAUGAAGUGCACUGUUUUCAAGUAAAACACCUAUAAAUGCAUUAUGUUAGCCGCUAUUUCAUUUACUUAUCGAAUUUGAUACUGACAACGAAGUUUAAUCAAUUGUCCCCACAGGUUUUCUGAUAUGCUACUUAUGACAUCUGUCAACUAAUUGAAAGGCGCAAACCUUUUUAAUAAUCAAGUCUAUGCCGGUGAAGAUCUUGGCGAAGUUCCGAAUAUGGAAGAUUACGCGAAGAACCAAUUUGCAAGUUAAUGGUGACUGUGUUUUACAGUGACUAUUGUCACGUUUAUUAAUCUAAUGAAUUCUUUGAAUAUAGAUAAUAACAACUAUACUCAGUCUUGUUAGUAUGUUGACUUAUAGACCAUCGCUGUAAUAAUACUACUUUGAUAGUAGACAGAAUCCUAAAACGGCGAAUUCGUCGUGAUGUGACUGCCUAAUCUGUAAGAUCUUCCAUGGAAUUCACAUCACUGUCUACACUGACUCAUCGUAUCGUAACAAUUAACAAUAUGAUACUUGGCACUUCUGAAUAACACACUUAUGUUGCGGAUAGAGUUUAAUAUUUUAUGUGAAUAGUGAUUGGUAACACAUAAUGACCACGUGUACAGGGCUUAGCCAUGUCAUCCGGUUGAAUGAAUGUUUUUACGUCCAUCAUUGCCAACCUUCUCCAAGCGUUCCACGUUGAAUUUACAUAUUUUCAAAAAUUAUACAUUCAGAUUCGAAGACCGUGUGGUUAGGAAACAAUGCCACCACAAUUAUCCAUCCGAAUACACUGUCGUUGUGAAGAAACUUAUAUAUGAAACGAAGCAUUCUAGUGAGAUAUCUAAAUCGAUGCAGUACUACAAAUUUUCGUAACGAAACAGGUACUUAUAGAGCGAACACUUGGUUAUUUUCAAUUUUCACAAACAGUUACCAAUUAUGAUUAUUGGUAUACCAACUCGUGAAUCUACGGAGAUGAAAAUAGUAGUUGGGCAACACUUCAUUGUUCAUCAUUACUACUGUUACAGGAAGAGCAACAUUUGAGGCAGAAAGACAGGUUUGCAAGUUGGAUAUAUAGCUAUGUUAAAAAUAGUGCUCAAAAAACUUCAUAAAGUAAGCAGUUCCUGUCACGUUUCCACAUUUCGUUGUAUUCCGAUCCAUAUUUUAUCGUAAGGAAUACCACACAAAGACAAGCGUUAGAGAAACUACAGACAUACCUACUUAUUGAUGAUCAUUAAGUAAAAAUUGGCUUCGUUGAAUCUGUACAUAUUGUUUGUCUCUUUUUGGUAGUGAAUUUGUUGUUAUCAUGGAAGUUGUGAGUUUUAUUUAUCUUCCUUCGACUGCAAUGAUGAUGAACUGUACAAUUUAUCUUUUGUAGUUGACUGGAUUUACCUGUAAGAGUUCGUCUUCAUACCAGCAGCAUAUGACGGCAAGGACAUCGGCAUGUUCCUGUUUAUCCACGAUCCAGGUUACAUCUGCUCGUAAUUCUUUUCUCUUCCAGGCAAAUAGAACAGAACGCUACUUAUCAAAAUUAUCCCCAUAAUUUACCCAAGUAGGAGAAUAGUUUCCCCGAAAUAGGCUGUUUGGGAAGUUACGGAGCAACAAUCGAUCCUACGCGUGCACUACAAGACAGAGAGAAAUAAUUCAAUGUUCUGUGUAAUGAAUUUGUAGCUUUGCUGCAGCAAGAGACCACUUAUUUAUGAGAACUCCUGAUAUUCAUGCAACUCAACGGGCAACUAGCAUACCACCAGCAGUUGAAACAUGUGUGGUUGACCAGACAAUGUAUAAACGUGAAAAGUAUCAACAAAGUUACUAAAGAUCAAUAGUAAUAUUAUUUGUGUCAAAUACAAUAAAAAUUGAGACUUUACUUAAGUUCACCAAAUUGAUAUGUGUUCAGCUUUAGUCUGGUACUGUAAAUCCACAAUUAUAAAUGUUUGGUAAUUCCAAUCAGUCUAUAAAUGUAGGUAAUAUUUGAUUUAGAUUUCAUUUAACUAAAUCACAAACGAAAAUAGAACGAGAGGUGUGCGUAGAAAUGUAUCUGUUACCAAGACACAGUAUGUCAAUUUCGUAAAUGUGCCCUUCAGCUUAGCAACCAAUCAGAAUGAGGCGGGAAUGAAUACAUCCGCCACCUUUGUAAGUCAUGGCGGUAGGCUUUCUUCGUUCUGUGCUUCUUUCAGUUAUUUCUUUUGUGUAGCUAUGUAAUUUAAUGUUUCGGUCUGAUAAAAUGCCGCAAUUAGUGUUAUGUUCUACAUGUUGGUGUGAAAUUUACUUCGAAUCAGCAUUGUUUUUAUGGUUUUUGCUGCUUCUACUCAAGCCAAUGUAUUUCUUCAGCCAAGCUGGUUAGUCUUAUGUUUUAAAAUGGUAGUCGGUUUUGUUUUGACUUGUUUUUUAGAUAUCCAAAGCCGGAGUUGGUUUCUCUAGCUAGAAUAAUUGUUGUUGCUGCCUGUGACUAACUGUCCGCAUGUUCGUUCCUAACUGUCCUUUAUGAUGUUAUCGGCAAAAUGAAAGGAAACAAUCUCCGGUUUUUAAUUUUCUUCAGUAUUAUGGACAACACUAUCCCGCUAACGAGUCAAACUAAUACUGAUUGCCCAGCAGUAGGGGAUACCAGUAUUGUUUUCGAAAGAACUCAGACUUCCGAUAACCAUAGACGAAGUCACAGAUACUACCAAUCUAUUGAAGAGGGUUUGUUAUUAAAAAUAUGUUAUAUAGCAGUAAUAGAGGGGUUGUACUCAUUACGUAGUGCGUUAAAGCAAGUCUAACAUUGAAAAGACGGAAAUCUGCUAUCAGUGUGUAGUGUAUGGUUGCUGUUUCGGUUAUAAAAGGAAGCCGAAAGAUCAUGAUCAGGGAGUAAAAAGAUCACACUUCACCACUCGCAAAUCUGUGUUUUUUUUACUGUAUGACGUCAACCGGUACCUAAUAUUUUCACCCUUACGAUGAAAAAUACCUGGAAAUUCUCACCUUCAUAUUCGAAUUAUUUUUGGACAACUGCCUUCCAGUUUGAUUGCUUCGUGCGCCCUGGGAGACUAGAUUCCUACAUUAUUCGUAGUUCCAGUAUAACGUUCUCAUACACUAAUAUCCGUCUUUUCUAUUUCAGUUAAUCGAUGAAGACAUGUACCACGUGCAUCUGCUGUAUAUUGUCAUUUCACUGCAAUUCUAACUGUUAUGUCUUACUUUUAAGAAAUAAAAUUGGUAUAUGCAGCAAAUAUA
Molecule: messenger RNA, 3433 nt
Organism: Schistosoma margrebowiei
Lineage: Eukaryota; Metazoa; Platyhelminthes; Trematoda; Strigeidida; Schistosomatidae
Source: the annotation of a GenBank genome assembly